Molecule: messenger RNA, 2896 nt
Organism: Corvus hawaiiensis (hawaiian crow)
Lineage: Eukaryota; Metazoa; Chordata; Aves; Passeriformes; Corvidae
Product: protocadherin alpha-6-like
Exons: 1
Coding region: 285-2813 (842 amino acids)
Biological process (GO): homophilic cell-cell adhesion
Cellular component (GO): plasma membrane
Molecular function (GO): calcium ion binding
Source: RefSeq, a predicted model, not a curated record
ACUACGGUAGGAAGACACGGCAGAGGAGAUGGCCAUGACGGAGCGGAGGCGCGGGCGCUGUGGCGGAGCGUGUGAGGCGGCGGAGCAGCGCACGGUGUCGCUGCAGGCUCAGGAACGGCGUCUCGGCGGCUCCGCCCCGGUGCGGCGGAGAGCCCGGCUGUGAGCGCGGGGGGGCGGCGCGGGCCGGGCAGCAGAGCCGGUGCGUCCGGGCGGCGGCGGGGAGCCGUGCGGGGCCCGUGCCGGGGCCGGCAGCCAGAGCGGCACAGGCGGCGGCGGCGGCGGCGAUGGGGGAGCGUUGUUGUGCGGUGGUGCGGGUGCUGGUGCUGCAGGCGGCCUGGGCGCUGUCGGGCGGGCAGGUGCGGUACUCGGUGCCGGAGGAAGCCAAGGCCGGCACGGUGGUGGGCCGUCUGGCGCAGGACCUGGGCCUGGAGGCGGGCGAGGCGGAGGCGCGGCGGCUGCGGCUGGUGGCGCAGGGCCGGCGGGCGAGCGUGGAGGUGAGCGGGGCGAGCGGCGCGCUGCUGGUGAGCUCGCGGCUCGACCGGGAGGAGCUGUGCGGCAAGAGCGCGCCGUGCGCGCUGCGGCUGGAGGUGCUGGUGGAGCGGCCGCUGCGCGUCUUCCAUGUGCAGCUGGAGGUCACCGACAUCAACGACAAUGCCCCCGUCUUCCCCGCCGCCCGCAGAAACCUCAGCAUCGCGGAAUGGACCACUCUGCCGGGGUCUCGUUUCCCGCUGGAGGGCGCGUCGGAUGCGGAUAUCGGAGCGAACGCGCAGCUCUCCUAUACACUCAGCCCCAGCGAGCACUUCUCUCUGGAUUUACAAAAAUCGAAUGAGGGAAAUAUUGAACCCGAACUUGUUUUAACGAAAUCUCUGGACCGCGAGACGAUUCCCGUUCACCGGUUGGUGCUGACGGCGAGUGACGGGGGCCGGCCGUCUCUGACGGGCACCAUGGAGCUGGUGAUCUCGGUGCUGGAUGUGAACGAUAACGCGCCUCAGUUCAACCAGUCAGUGUAUAAAGUGCAGCUACCGGAGAGCGCUGAGGUGGGGACGCUGGUGACGCGUGUGAACGCAACGGAUGCGGACGCGGGUAUUAACAGUGAGGUGACCUAUACCGUGACGAACUGCAUUCCCCCGAGUGGAAGAGAUGUGAUUUCCGUCAAUCCGAAUACCGGUGAAAUUCACCUCACAGCAGCCCUGGACUUUGAAGAAGUCAGUAUAUUUAAUUUCCGUAUUGAAGCAAGGGAUAAAGGGACACCUCCGCUGUCAGGCCACUGCAAGUUAGUACUGGAGGUUCUGGAUGUGAACGACAACGCGCCGGAGGUGUGGGUGACGUCGCUGUCGGUGCCGGUGCCGGAGGACGCGUCGGUGGGGACGGUGGUGGCCCUGCUGAGCGUGUCGGACCGGGACUCGGGGGCGAACGGUCGCGUGCGGUGCUGGGUGUGGCCGGCGUCGCCGUUCGGUCUGGAGGCGACGUUCGCGGGCUCGUACUCGCUGGUGCUGCGCGAGGCGCUGGACCGGGAGCGGGUGUCGGAGUACGAGGUGGAGGUGCGUGCGGAGGACGGCGGGGCGCCGGCGCUGCGCGGCAGGCGCGGGCUGCGGGUGGCGGUGUCGGACGUGAACGACAACGCGCCGGCGUUCGCGCAGGCCGUGUACACGGUGCUGGCGCGGGAGAACAACGCGGCGGGCGCGGAGCUGGCGCGGCUGUGGGCGCGGGACCCGGACGAGGCGGGCAACGGGCGCGUGAGCUACUCGGUGUGGGAGGGCGGCGUGGGCGGCGGGUGGCGUCCGGCGUCGAGCUACGUGUCGGUGGACGCGGAGAGCGGGCGUCUGUGGGCGCUGCAGCCCUUGGACUACGAGGAGCUGCAGGUGCUGCAGUUCGAGGUGCGUGCGGUGGACGCGGGCGAGCCGCCGCUGUGCGGCAACGCCACGGUGCAGCUGUUCGUGCUGGACGAGAACGACAACGCGCCGGCGCUGCUGCCGCCUGCGGGCUCGGCGCCGGAGGCGGGCGGCGUGGCGGGCGAGGCGGCGGCGGCGGCGGCGGGCUGGGUGUCGGUGUCGGGCACGCUGUGGGCGUGGGCGGCGUGGGGGGCGCCGGCGGGGCAGGUGGUGGCGAAGAUCCGCGCCGUGGACGCCGACUCGGGCUACAACGCGUGGCUGCGCUACGAGCUGUGGGAGCCGCGGGGCAAGGGCCCGUUCCGCGUGGGGCUCUACAGCGGCGAGGUGAGCACGGCGCGGGCGCUGGAGGAGGCGGACGGCCCUCGCCAGCGGCUGCUGAUCGUGGUGCGCGACCACGGCGAGCCGGCGCGCUCGGCCACGGCCACGCUCAGCGUGUCGCUGGUGGAGGCCGCCGAGGCGGCGCUGGCCGCGGCCGCGGGAUCGUCGUCGUCGUCGUCGCGGUCGGCGGCGGGCGCGGAGAUGGGCGCUGGUGCGGCGAGUGCGGCGACGAACGUGUGGCUGGUGGUGGCCAUCUGCGCGGUGUCGAGCCUGUUCCUGCUGGCCGUGGUGCUGUACGGGGCGUCGCGCUGGGCGCCGCGGGCGGCCGUGCUGUCGGGGCCCGGGCCCACGACGCUCGUGUGCGCCAGCGAAGUGGGCAGCUGGUCGUACUCGCAGCGCCACAGCCGGAGCCUGUGCGUGGCGGACGGCGCGGGCAAGAGCGACCUCAUGGUUUUCAGCCCCAACUUCCCUCCGCCGCCGCCCGGCCCCGCGGCCAAGGACACGCAGCCGGAGCCCUCCGCUCUCCUGGACACGGUCAGUGGCACCGCCUUGCUCGCCUCUACUCUUUGUCUUUCCCUUUGUCCCUUCUCUCUCAUUUCCUAACCUGGCUCUGCUAUUAGCUGGGCUCCGCCUUCUCGGCCUGAGGGCGAUGGGUGCUUAAGUUAAUUGUAUUGGGUGUUAAUUGC